Messenger RNA from Biomphalaria glabrata, 5393 nucleotides. Its product is annotated as glycogen phosphorylase, brain form-like. Lineage: Eukaryota; Metazoa; Mollusca; Gastropoda; Planorbidae. The transcript is spliced from 18 exons. Gene Ontology annotation, molecular function: glycogen phosphorylase activity; pyridoxal phosphate binding. Gene Ontology annotation, biological process: glycogen catabolic process. Gene Ontology annotation, cellular component: cytoplasm. The record is from RefSeq and is a predicted model, not a curated record. The coding region runs from base 223 to 2766 and encodes 847 amino acids.
AGACUAAUUCGGUUGAAGCCUUCAGUAUCAUUAUAUAUAGACCUACUCCUAGAGGUCUAGACUACCUGUGUCAUAUAAGACUGCUGGCCUUGCAGAUUACUGUAUUAUAUUGAGUCUGUGACAUUGGUAUUUAAGAUUAGAUUAAAUACAAAAUUGUAAGGGAACAAACAGAAGUCAGGGUGUUUUGAUCCCUGUGGAUUUCGCUUCUUUUAUUCUUCCAAAAUGACGUCCAAACAGCACGAUAAUGACAGGCGUAAACAAAUCAGUAUACGAGGAAUUGCACCGGUAGAAAAUGUAGCUACUAUUAAAAAGUCGUUCAACAGGCAUCUUCAUUAUACUUUAGUAAAGGACCGUAAUGUUGCCACUCCAAGGGACUAUUAUUUCUCUCUGGCCUACACAGUUCGGGAUCAUCUAGUCUCUCGAUGGAUUAGGACUCAACAGUAUUAUUAUGAAAUAGACCCAAAGAGAGUGUAUUAUCUCUCCUUGGAGUUCUACAUGGGCCGGACACUGUCCAACACAAUGGUCAACCUAGGCAUUCAGAGUUCCUGUGAUGAGGCCAUGUACCAGCUUGGUCUUGAUAUUGAAGAACUUGAAGAGAUAGAACAAGAUGCUGGACUUGGAAAUGGUGGCUUAGGUCGCCUAGCAGCAUGUUUCUUAGACUCAAUGGCAACACUUGGACUUGCUGCUUAUGGCUAUGGCAUUCGUUAUGACUAUGGUAUCUUUGCCCAAAAGAUUGAAAAUGGCUGGCAGGUUGAAGAGCCUGAUGACUGGCUGAGAUUUGGUAAUCCAUGGGAAAAAGCCAGACCAGAGUACUGCUUGCCUGUCAACUUUUUUGGGCGUACUGAAAACGUAAAUGGCAAAGAUAAAUGGGUAGACACUCAAGUUCUUUUUGCCAUGCCUUAUGACACUCCUAUCCCUGGCUAUGGUAAUAAUACAGUCAACACAUUACGUCUAUGGUCUUGCAAGGCUCCAAAUAGUUUUCAUCUUCACUUCUUUAACAAUGGUGAAUAUAUUAAUGCUGUGUGUGAGAGAAACUAUGCAGAAAAUAUUUCUAGAGUCUUAUAUCCAAAUGAUAAUAUGUUUGAGGGAAAAGAACUUCGUCUGAAACAAGAGUAUUUCCUUGUUGCUGCUUCACUUCAAGACCUUAUUCGCAGAUUCAAAUCAUCUUCUUUUGGACAAGCCAAUCCAGCCAGAACCUCUUUUGAUACUUUCCCAGACAAAGUUGCUAUUCAGUUGAAUGACACCCACCCUUCACUAGCCAUCCCGGAGAUGAUGCGUAUCCUAGUAGACAUAGAGAAUGUGACUUGGGAGAGAGCCUGGGAAAUAACAACCAAGACUUGUGCCUACACCAACCACACAGUUUUACCAGAGGCUCUGGAACGUUGGCCUGUAAAUCUGCUUGGCCAUGUCUUGCCACGCCACCUUGCUAUCCUGUAUGAAAUCAAUUCUCGAUUCCUGAAGGAAGUGGCCAAAAAAUGGCCUGGUGACAAUGAUCGUUUAGCUAGGAUGUCUCUUGUUGAGGAAGGUCCAGAGAAAAAGAUCAACAUGGCCAAUGUAUCUAUUAUUGGCAGUAAAGCUGUGAAUGGAGUUGCUGCUAUCCACUCGGAUAUUAUCAAGAAGUCAACAUUCAAAGACUUUUAUGAAAUGUUCCCCAAAAAGUUCCAAAACAAAACCAAUGGCAUCACACCCAGAAGAUGGUUACUAUUGUGCAAUCCUGGUCUUGCUGACAUCAUUGCUGAGAAAAUAGGUGAGUCAUGGGUAACUAAUUUGACAGAACUAAGAAAACUGACUCCAGCAAGUAAAGAGGAAGCUUUCCUGAGAAACUUUAUGAAAGUGAAACAGGAGAACAAAAUGAAGUUAGCCCAGUAUAUCCAGACCAAUUACCAUGUCAAGAUCAACCCUGCGUCUAUGUAUGACAUGCAGGUCAAGAGAAUCCAUGAGUACAAGAGACAGCUUCUGAACUGUCUGCAUAUUAUUGUCAUGUAUAACAGACUGAAGAAGAACCCACAGGCACAGUUUGUGCCCAGAACUGUCAUGAUUGGUGGCAAGGCUGCCCCUGGCUAUCACACAGCCAAGAUGAUAAUUAAACUUAUCAACAAUGUUGGUAAAGUGGUCAACAACGAUCCCAUCAUUGGUGACCGUCUGAAGGUGGUCUUCUUGGAGAAUUACCGUGUCUCCCUGGCUGAAAAGAUCAUCCCUGCUGCAGACCUGAGCCAGCAGAUUUCACUGGCUGGCACUGAAGCUUCAGGAACUGGAAACAUGAAGUUUAUGUUGAAUGGUGCACUGACAAUAGGAACACUUGAUGGCGCCAAUGUUGAGAUGAUGGAAGAGAUGGGAAGAGAGAACAUCUUUAUCUUUGGUAUGACAGUUGAACAAGUGGAAGAACUCUGGCGCAAAGGAUACAAUCCUAAAUCUUUCUAUGAAAAAGAUGUUGAGUUGAAACAAGCACUGGACCAACUUAACAGUGGCUAUUUCUCUCCAGAAGAACCAGGAUUAUUUUGUGAACUGUAUAAUGGACUACUCAACAAUGACAGAUUUGCCCUGUGUGCAGACUUUAGGUCCUAUGUAGAUUGUCAACAAGAAGUGUCAGAACUGUUUAAGGACCCGAUGAAGUGGGCAGUGAAGGCCAGCCUUAAUGUUGCCUCUUCUGGAAAGUUCUCCAGUGAUCGAACAAUCAAUGAGUAUGCUAAGGAGAUCUGGGGUGUGGAGCCUUCCAACAUCAAGCUGCCAAACCCAGCUGACAAAGGCUCGGCCAAAGAAGACUAAAUCAGCAUCCUGAAAUGUAGUAGAAUUGUAAAAAAAACAAUUUAUCUCCCCUUUUUAUUCUUAGAACAUAUACUUAUUUAGUAUGGAAGAACUACUGGAGGUGCAUUUUAGCUUGUCAUUAAUUAUUAUUUUACACCCCCUUGCUUCUAUUUGGAGGCUCAACAGCCCAGAUCUCUUGGGUCUACCUACAAUAAUUGUGAGAGGCUUAGCUUUGUUUUAUACACCCAGAAUACUGUUCAUUGUCUUGUUUGAUAAUUGUAUACAUACAUAGAUAUAAUUUAGGCUUCAACCAUUGUCCAAUGUUUUCAUUAGGACUGGCACUGGCCACUUGCAUUGUACAUUAUUUAUCUAAUUGUUUUAUAAGACACCCUCAGUUUAUUACUAAAUGUAUUUGGUCAAACAAGCGAUAAGUAAUUUUCUUUGUGUUUAUGCAUGAUUUGUCCCAAAUAAAUUUCUAGAAGUCACAUUUAUACUUAUUUAUAAGUAGGGAAAGUCGGCUCCUAAUUUGUGAAGAUUGGAAAUGUAAUCUGUCAACCCAGACUUUUUGUUUUAUUAUACUUGUUUGGGAAAUCCACCAUUAUUUUUCUAAUCCUGUGUCUGUUUUAUCCUGUGAUACACUUGGCUGAAAGGCAGUAACAUUUAUUUUGUUUGCAUCCCUUGGUAAUACAUAGAGGCAUACAAAUAAAUUAAUGUUUUCAAAAUGUUAAAUCUAAAUUUCAGUCAUAAAAUGAGAUUUCUUUCUUGAGUAUACCGAUCUAUAUAUAAAUGGAUCCACUUCAUCAUGAAAUAAAUGUGGCGAAACCUGUCUUCACUCAACUUUCUGUUUUAUUGUAUUGAGGUUAUAUUAUUACAGCAGUUUGUUUUGAUUUUUUUUUCUGUUUACAAUUGUUACAUUAAUAUACUCUAUAUCAAAUUGUUGAUUACAUCAUCUUUUUUUUUUUUUUUACUGUAUUGGCUACAAAAAUAACAAGUGGGAAGAAAAAAUGUUUGUCUUAUGAUCUGAUUUUGUCAAGUUUUUACCUAUUAAUCAUUGAAUUGAAGUGUUUACGGUACAUUGCAAUGAAGUGGAGGACUUGCUAGCUCAAGGAAUUCUUUUGAUCAAAUGCUGAGAUUAUUUAAAAAAAAAAAAAAAGAUUAUAUUACUAUUAACUCAAUCCCCUAUGACCCUUUUAUUUUUUAAAUGUAAAGUAAAUUAACUGAAGAAAAUUGUCUUGUCAUGGGCAUGUGUUGGGAUAUCACUUGUUAAUGACUGGCAUUUGUCAUGAGUUCUGAGAAGCUAUGUCACUUACCUUUGCCAACCAAAAAAAAAUAAAUUUCUGCAGAAUAAGUUUUUAUUCAACAUUCCUAAAAAAAAAUGUAACUAACAAAAAUUAAAAAAAAAAAAAUUAAGGUGUGAUUAGAUAUGCCUGGUGCCUGGUGAAAAAAUAUUGAUCAAUUCUAAGUUCAAGGGAGUUGAUAUCAAUGUUGCUGAUCUUUUGUGUUCAUUAUAUCUAGAUGAUUAAUGCUAACAGCAUCUCCUAUUUCCCAAAUUAUUACUUGAUACUAAUAUCUGAUGACAUUCUUCAUGGGGUCUUGAAGAAUUAACUUAACAAAGUUUCUUUUUUUAGAUUUCAGUGUAGAAAGUUGUUUUUUUCAUUUCUAUUAACAUUCUGUUUUUGAUUCAUGAACUUGUAUGUAGUCACAGAUCUGUUCAAUAGCUGAGACUGACUUGUACUGGACUAUUUGUUAUCAAACUGAAAAGGACUUUUAUUUAUUAAAUUUUUUUCCUGCAUUUAGAUUCUAUAGCAUUGACAUUUCAAAGUUUGAAAAACAAGUUUGUAAUAGUCUUUUUGAACUGCUUUGAGCAUAUGAAGUAUAACAACUCAAUACAUGAUUAAAAUUGUGUAAGAACUCUUCUAGCGCUUAUUAUGGAGCUGUAGACUACACAAUACAGAAUGAGUUGCAUAAAAAAAAAAAUUCCCUUGCAACUUUUUGGUGAAGUUAAGAAAGGACUUAAACAUGUUUUAGUUACAGUACCAGUAUAGUAGAGCGUGUAAUGGCAUAUAUAACAAAUUUGUAAAGAAAAAGUAGAUACACUUGGAAGGAAAACAUGUUGUCACAUGCCCUUCCAAUAACUUGUUCAUAUUGUCUGAACUUGAUUUUCUUGUGGGCUAGAGAUUAUUUAUUAAAAAGAGAUUUGUGCUAGAAUGUAGUAUUUUUUUAAAAUAAGAGUAAAACCAAAGAUCUACCAUUUACCAUAUCUUCCAUAGUAGACUGAAGAAGUGUGUUAAUUUUAAACAAUUACUUUCUCUCUGUCUGGGUGGUUAUUGACUUUAUUUCCAUUUGUUGCCCAAUGUUGUGUGUGUUGAAAGUAUGCACCUAUAUGAUUAGAUUCUAAGAUGGUUUCUUUCUUGUCAUAUCUAGAUAUCACUUCAUCAUUGUGAACUUGUGCUUUCUAUUUAAGGCUGUGUGUUAGAUCCCAUUUUAUGUUCCAGUUUGAGACUCCCUGUAUAUACAAGUGUUCAGAGCUUUUUAUAUCUUCUCUAUUUAACUUUAGCUUCGACUAUUUUUUUCUCUUAUUAGUCAACGUGUAGGCCUAAAUUACAAACUUUACAAUCUUGUGAUAGCAAAUAAAAAAGAAAAGUGUA